Molecule: messenger RNA, 186 nt
Organism: Suillus subaureus
Lineage: Eukaryota; Fungi; Basidiomycota; Agaricomycetes; Boletales; Suillaceae
Exons: 1
Coding region: 1-186 (61 amino acids)
Source: RefSeq, a predicted model, not a curated record
AUGCAGCCAGUCAUCGUAUUGGCUCGAAGGCGCAGAGAAGAUCCCAAGUCAACGGUGUCUCAUUUCUAUCGUGUCAGGGAGUUGGAUGCAGACCGUGAAGUGAAGAAGCGAGUGUUGGAAGAGAGUGGACUGAAUGAUGAGGAUUUGCCUUGGGUCACUGUUGUGGAUCCAUUUUUCGAAUACUGA